ACCAUAAUUUAAAGAAAAACGGCUCUUCUAAGAGCCACCAAAUUUACCAAAAGUCAAUGACCUAUGGGGAUUUCCUUUACUUUACUCAUUGUUUGCUUUUGUUUGACCUGGCUUAGAAAACGAUUUAAUGAAAAAGUGUAAAAAUCCUGAAACUGACGUGCCCCUCAAUUGAGAGCGGUCACAAGUUACUUUGCUCCCUUUUUCGAAUAUAUCGAGCGUAAAACCGCAAUUGUAGCUACGAAUAUAUAGUUCCCCCUUUUUGGCGGAUUCCUUCGGUGCAUUAACUGAUUCUUAACUUUUGCAACGGACCACGCUGUUAGGGAGACCCUGCUUGAACCCCGGUCUCCGUGAAAGUCUGCCAUAGUAAAUCUACAAUAAAACAUGUAUUUUACCACAAAAGAUUAAACACCGAGUAGCAUAGCAAAAGAAGGGACUAUAACUCGCGCGGCUUUUAGAAAUGAUUUCCUUCCUUCUCUGGCUAGUCUCCAGUCCCCCAAAAUCCAUGAACCACCAGUCCUUCGCAACUAGCAACAUGGCCGAUUGAAGAACUAAAAUCUGCGUCGAAAGGCAAGUGGUGGCGCUCGAAGGCUGAUAUUGGAAUAAAUGAUUUCAAGUAGAACUUUCAGUUUACUAUCUCAAGAAUAGUUAUCGAAGUUCUUUCGAUGAAAAAAACUCGGAUCUCUCGUCGCCAUUCGCCAUCAAGUACCCACUAUUCAGGUGAUGUAAACAAAACAAGGAAUGCUUCGAAGGCAAGGCUUGUGGUGUCUCCAAGUAGCUCCACACCAGAUAUCCAACAGACAUCCAAAAGUGACAGUGUAUUUGGGAAGACACUCUUAAGCACACAGACGUCAUUAGGUGCAAGGGAUAGACAACUACAAAAAUACCAGCAACAGUUAGAGCAUCUAAAGAAAGAAAACAAGGAACUUAAAGCAGAGCUGCAAUUCAUCAGUUCUCUCUAUAAACAGCUUGUGGAAGAGGCACCUCAGGAGAGGUUUGAUGAACGAAGAGUUAAUUUACUUAAAUCUCAGGUUAUACAGCUAGAGAGACAAGUUCUUCUCCAGGCAAGUGCUUUGCAAGCCAGAAAAAAUGUGUUCAUUCAAAUUGAAAAUAAACUUCUUAACUUAAAAGAAGCAUUGAGGAGUCUUUACUCACCAGAUGAUCCAUCAAAUUACAUAACAGUUUUGCGAGAAUGUAUACAGAAUUUGGAAUACAGAUUAGAGGGAACAAGACUUGAUUUAUACAAAAAUAAAGAGAUUGCUGAGGCUGAUGACCUCUGUCUGCCUGCCAUUUACAUGGGUGAUUUCUUAAAGCAAUCAAAAUCUGUUGAAGAUCAAACCCUGACAUUGUUAGAUUGUUGCAGUGGAAAAGUGGAACAUCUUAACUUAAAGCAUGUGUCUAGGCUGGAAUCAAAGCUUUGCAAACUCUAUAAAAACAUGGUUUGCCUGAAUGAAAUGCUUCAACUUGAGAUCUCCUCACAACCAGCAAGCUUAAGCAGUGAACACAUAUCACAGCCAAUCAGAGAUAGGCUAGAAGGUCAUGUGACAACAGUGACAGACAUCUUGAGAGACUGCUGUCAGGACCUCUUGUCUCUGUCUGUCCUGUAUCCUGCUGCACCCUGGCCUCCUCUUAAGAAGGUUAUUAGAGAAGACCUUACAGAAGAGAACGUCAUGUCACACAUGCCAGAGCUGAGCCGGAAAAAACAACAAGAGGUGAGAUCAGUUGUGCAAGCCUUGAUGAAGUCAAUUAGCUAUACAAAGCAUAUACUGUCACUGGAGAUAAAAAUACUCAAGGAGGAACUAUCAUUUCAUCGGCAAGUUUAUCAAUGCCAGGUUGAUUAUGCAGAGUCCCUGCUGUCUGCAGUAAGAGAGGCAUACCAGAAAUUUGAAGGAAAUCUCAUGAAACUGCUUUGUGAGCCUUUGGAAGAUAUACUCAGUGCUUACAGAAAACUGAAGAACACAGCUUCUGAAGAUGAUUUGCAAACUUUUCUGUCCACAUUCAAGGACCAUGAAUCACAGUUCUCAGAUGCAAUGGAUCUUCUUCAGCCCAAGAAGGAAAAGGAAGAAUCAGGUAUCACAGCUCUCUCAGAGUUCCAAACUCACUUUGUUGACUCUUUGCACUCACUCACAAGGAAGUGUGUUUCAAAGAGGGAUAUGCUGAUGAAGCAGUUGCUUGAAGCUAAAGAUGGUGGGCUGAAAGAGGACACCACUACAUGUAGAUUAAUUGCUGAUGGUGAGGCAGUGAACACUUCAGGGAGUGGGAAAGGACUCAGCUUGUCACAACAAGUGAAAACAUUACAAUGAUGAAAACAUCACAACAUCACUGUGUCAUCAGUGUAUAUUCCCUCACAUGCCUCACCAGCUUUGAUGAUUUGAAUCUUCUGAACAAUGGCAUCAGUCACCCCUCCAUGCUCAGAUGUUACAUUUAAUGAAUUUCAAACAGGACGUCAGCCAUUAAUUCAAGUUGUGGCCAAGUAGGAAGCUAUUCUAACUGCAGUUUGAUAUCUUGUUUAAUCGUAAAAUAUGCAAUCUCCUUGACUGUGAUUGGUUUAAAAAAAAAACUACUAUUUUCCACUAAUUCACUUGCCAAGUUGUUAUUGGACAGUUUCUUAUUGGACAUUUUGUUAUCAGACAGUUUAAUAAGCCAAUCAGAUUCAAAGGUGUAGUUUACAUCAACCAAUCAAAUUCAAAGUUGGUUGUAGUCAAUUUCAGAGUUACAUUAACCCAUUAAUAGACACAGCUUUUGUGAAAAACUGUGUUUUGAAGCUAGUCGAGCAGAUUUUGGGUCACUGUU
Stylophora pistillata is the source of this 2790-nucleotide messenger RNA. RefSeq lists its product as uncharacterized. NCBI's taxonomy places the organism in Eukaryota, Metazoa, Cnidaria, Anthozoa, Scleractinia, Pocilloporidae. The record is from RefSeq and is a predicted model, not a curated record.